Molecule: messenger RNA, 354 nt
Organism: Vavraia culicis subsp. floridensis
Lineage: Eukaryota; Fungi; Microsporidia; Pleistophoridae
Exons: 1
Coding region: 1-354 (117 amino acids)
Source: RefSeq, a predicted model, not a curated record
AUGUGUGAAAUCCUGAUAGGGAUGAUAAAUGGCGAGGCUAGCUUUAUGUCAUUCACGCACUAUCAGAUAUAUUCGCGGGUAUUUUUCUCAUUUUAUUGUCAUACUUUCCGAUUUACUCAACUUAAGAUAGAUUAUAGCGCAAUAGCCAAGUGCUUUCAGAUGAUACAAGAACAUUCUUACAGAGUUUCCGGCUUGAAAACGGCUAAUUACAUUAUUUUGUCACAAAGCAUGGUUGUUCAAACCACGGACAUCAAUAAAUUUUAUUUAAAAGUGAAGAACAUAAAGUUUUUCUGCUUCUCUUCUUCCUGGCAGAAUUCUAUUAUUUCUAUAAGCUUAAAUGUGGGAAUCUCAUAG